Molecule: messenger RNA, 597 nt
Organism: Acanthisitta chloris (rifleman)
Lineage: Eukaryota; Metazoa; Chordata; Aves; Passeriformes; Acanthisittidae
Product: serum amyloid P-component-like
Exons: 2
Biological process (GO): innate immune response
Molecular function (GO): complement component C1q complex binding
Source: RefSeq, a predicted model, not a curated record
AUGGGUCAACUGCAGCUCUGGCUGUUUGUCCUGGCUGGGCUUACAGGGACUGUGGCCCAGGAAGACCUGUACCGCAAGGUGUUCGUGUUCCGCAAGGAUCCCAGCGAUGCUUUCGUGGUGCUGAAGGCAAAACUGGAGCAACCACUGCACAACUUCACCGUCUGCCUGAGGUCCUACACUGACCUGGCACGGCCCCACAGCCUCUUCUCCUACGCCACCAAAAACCAGGACAACGAGAUCCUCCUUUUCAAACCCAGAAUGGGCGAGUACAGGUUCUACGUGGGGGGCAAGUUCGUCACCUUCCGCGUCCCCGAGGGCCACAGGGACUGGGAACAUGUCUGUGCCAGCUGGGAGUCAGCCACUGGCAUCGCGGAGUUCUGGCUCAACGGGAAGCCCUGGCCCAGGAAGGGGCUGCAGAAGGGUUACACGGUAGGGGCAACAGCUGCCAUCCUCCUGGGGCAGGAGCAGGACAGCUUUGGAGGAGGCUUUGACUUCUACAACUCCUUCUCGGGGGAGAUGGCUGAUGUCUACCUGUGGGAUGUGGGGCUGUCCCCGGAUAAGAUGAGAGCAGCCUACCUGUCCCUGCGCCUGCCACCU